AUGGCGCUAUCCAGAUCUUUGCCGGACCAAACCUGGAGCCUGGUACCUCGCGAUCCUAUGACGCCUACCUCCUCCUCCUCCUCCAACUCCCAGGAUGGGGAGAACUCUGGGAGCCCAGUAGUCUCAGGCGGGCUCCCCUUGGAAAAAGUUAAGCGGCCCAUGAAUGCGUUCAUGGUGUGGAGCUCUGCUCAACGCCGCCAGAUGGCGCAGCAGAACCCAAAGAUGCACAACUCCGAGAUCUCCAAGCGCCUGGGUGCGCAGUGGAAGCUGCUGGGGGAGGAAGAGAAGCGGCCCUUCGUGGAAGAAGCAAAGCGACUCCGGGCUCUGCACCUCCGUGACUACCCUGACUACAAGUACCGGCCUCGGCGCAAGACCAAGAGCUCAAACACUGGGCCGACCCACCUUGGCCAGGGAAGUGCUGGGGUGGCUGGUGGCAGGCGAAUCUGGGGGUCUGGGUACCCGACAACCCAGGGAAGCAGAGGCUUUGGGUACCAGCCCCCCAACUAUACAACAACCUACCUGCCUAGCAGUUAUGGUUCUCGCUGUAAACCGGAGGCUCCUUCGCAGUGCUCCUUCCCUCCGAGUAACCCCCGGCUCCAGGGGGAGCUGCUUCCCCCUUAUAGUACCUACCUGACCCCAACCUCUCCCACUCCUUACAAUUCUCCACUCUCGGGGGCUCCCCUGCCCCUAACCCACCUUUAACCUUCAUGGACAUGGACCGCUGAGGCAAGUAAGGCUCUCGCCUUUUUCACCCAGAAACACACUUCCUCUCCCAGCGUUCAAGCCUUUCUUUGGACCUGUGUUGCACCCAAGUUCAGAGGAAGCCCGUGGGUCGGCCCAGGGAAACACUUUUGUAGACCGAACAGAGUUCUGUGCCAUUAAACCAUGUACUAAGC
This is a messenger RNA of Sorex fumeus (smoky shrew), 896 nucleotides long. RefSeq names its product SRY-box transcription factor 15 (gene SOX15). The transcript has 2 exons. Gene Ontology annotation, biological process: positive regulation of transcription by RNA polymerase II; cell differentiation; negative regulation of transcription by RNA polymerase II. Gene Ontology annotation, molecular function: DNA-binding transcription factor activity, RNA polymerase II-specific; RNA polymerase II cis-regulatory region sequence-specific DNA binding. NCBI's taxonomy places the organism in Eukaryota, Metazoa, Chordata, Mammalia, Eulipotyphla, Soricidae. Bases 1 to 702 code for a protein of 233 amino acids. The record is from RefSeq and is a predicted model, not a curated record.